Klebsormidium nitens is the source of this 243-nucleotide messenger RNA. The record is from the annotation of a GenBank genome assembly. NCBI's taxonomy places the organism in Eukaryota, Viridiplantae, Streptophyta, Klebsormidiophyceae, Klebsormidiales, Klebsormidiaceae.
AUGGCGGUGUUGCAAGGCACGCCAGGGCAAGUCUUGCGGGGCGGGCGACUGGAUUACACAGACGUGGAGGGGAUAUUGGGGCCUAAGAUUGCGCCUAGGUGGGUACGGUCAGCUUGGGAGACCCGGCCAAGGCGGAGAGCAGCCAAGCCUGUGGCAUCGGUUUCUGUACGGCAAAAAGGACUCUUGGGUCUGGUGUCAGUUGCAUUUGGAGCUCAACCCCUGGAGGCCGGUCAGUCCACGUGA